Messenger RNA from Girardinichthys multiradiatus, 3552 nucleotides. It is a transcript of the gene ace2, whose product is annotated as angiotensin I converting enzyme 2. The transcript is spliced from 18 exons. Gene Ontology annotation, molecular function: peptidyl-dipeptidase activity; metallopeptidase activity. NCBI's taxonomy places the organism in Eukaryota, Metazoa, Chordata, Actinopteri, Cyprinodontiformes, Goodeidae. Bases 47 to 2476 code for a protein of 809 amino acids. The record is from RefSeq and is a predicted model, not a curated record. Gene Ontology annotation, cellular component: plasma membrane. Gene Ontology annotation, biological process: proteolysis.
CCUCCAGAGUCACAUUGUGUGUGUGGAUGUAGCAGAAGAAGCCAAGAUGUCUGCUGGGAUUCUCGUAACACUUCUGGCCAUGUCCUUGGCUGUUUCUCUGGUGGUUGCGGUAGAUCUGGAGUCUGAGGCGAGGCAGUUCCUGGAGAGGUUUGACCAGAAUGCCAGUGAGAUAAUGUACCAGUACUCACUGGCAUCAUGGGCCUACAACACCGACAUCACUCAGGAGAACUCAGACAAAGAGUCAGAACAGGGAAAAAUUUGGAGCGCGUUCUACAGCCAGAUCUCAGAAGAAUCCCGCAAUUAUCCCAUCGACCAAAUAAAGGACCCGCAGAUUAAAUUACAACUCAUCUUGUUACAAGACAAAGGCUCUGGUGCUCUGUCUCCGGACAAAGAUUCACACCUCAGUAAGGUCAUGAGCGAAAUGAGCACAAUCUACAGCACUGCAACAGUUUGUAUGCUCGACGACCCUCUUGACUGCCAGACUUUGGAGCCAGGCCUUGAGCAUUUGAUGGCCAACAGUCGAAACUACUCAGAGCGUCUUCACGUGUGGGAGGGCUGGAGGAAAGAGGUGGGGAAGAGAAUGAGGCCAUUGUACGAAGACUAUGUGGACCUGAAGAAUGAAGCUGCCAAACUUAAUGGUUUUGAAGACUAUGGAGCUUACUGGAGAUACAAUUAUGAGACCCUUGAGGAAGACGUUCAGUUAAAGUACACCAGACAUCAACUGAUGGAAGACGUUCGUUCAAUAUACAAAGAGAUCAUGCCUUUAUACAAGGAGCUGCAUGCCUAUGUGAGAGCCAGGCUUAUGGAGGUCUACCCAGGACAUAUUGACCCAGAGGGACACCUGCCCGCCCACCUCCUUGGGGACAUGUGGGGAAGAUUCUGGACCAACCUGUAUCCUCUGUCAGUCCCUUACCCUGACAAACCAGACAUUGAUGUCAGCAGCACUAUGGUGGAGAAGGGCUGGGAUGAAAUACGUUUUUUUCAAGAAGCAGAGAAGUUCUUUAUGUCUGUGGGGCUAUACAAGAUGUUUGACAACUUCUGGACUAACUCCAUGUUCGUGAAGCCCAACGAUGGACGGCAGGUGGUCUGCCACCCCACAGCCUGGGACCUGGGAAACAGAGAAGACUUCAGGAUAAAAAUGUGUACCAAGGUCAACAUGGACGACUUCCUCACAGCACACCAUGAGAUGGGUCACAACCAGUACCAGAUGGCUUACCGCAACCUGUCCUACCUUUUGAGGGACGGAGGUAACGAGGGUUUUCAUGAGGCCGUCGGAGAAAUCAUGUCUCUCUCUGCUGCCACACCCAAACACCUGCAGAGUCUGGGACUUCUGCCGGCUGACUUCAUAUAUGACAGUGAAACUGAGAUCAACUUCCUGCUGAAACAGGCCCUCACCAUUGUGGCCACGCUGCCCUUCACUUACAUGCUGGAGGAAUGGCGUUGGCAGGUGUUUGCAGGGAAUAUUUCCAAAGACGAAUGGAUGAAGCGCUGGUGGGAGAUGAAGAGGGAGCUGGUGGGAGUUGCUGAGCCUGUACCAAGAGAUGAAACUUACUGCGACCCACCUGCUCUGUUCCAUGUAUCUGGAGACUUCUCCUUUAUCAGGUAUUUUACAAGAACCAUCUACCAGUUUCAGUUCCAGAAAGCCCUGUGUGACGCAGCAGGUCACACAGGGGAUUUGUCCUCAUGUGACAUCACUGGUUCCAAGACAGCAGGAACCAAGCUGAGGAACAUGUUAGAGCUGGGGAGAUCUCAGUCCUGGACCAGGGCUUUGCAAACGAUAUCUGGAGAUGUAAGAAUGGAUGCUCGUGCCUUAAUGGACUACUUCCAAAAGCUUUAUGACUGGUUGAAGGAAGAUAAUUUGAAAAACAAGAGAACUGUGGGCUGGAAGACAACAGUGGAUCCAAAUGCACAACAUGCCAUUAAAGUAAGAAUAAGUUUGUCAGCUGCCAUGGGUGACAAUGCUUAUCCCUGGAAUGCCAACGAGAUGUUCCUCUUCAAGGCCAGCAUUGCUUACGCCCUGAGGCAGUACUACAGUCAAAAGAACCAGAACCUUCUUUUCACGACAGAGCACAUUGUCACUUCUGAAGAAACGCCCAGGAUCUCCUUCUACAUGGUGGCCACCCACCCGGGAAACCCCUCUGCAUACAUUCCCAAGUCCGACAUGGAGGCAGCCAUCAAGUUAAGUCGAGGUCGAAUCAACGAAGCCUUCCAAUUAAAUGACCUGACACUUGAGUUUGUAGGUAUCCAGCCAACGCUAGCCCCACCUGUAAAUCAGACAGUGGAGGUGUGGCUGGUGGUAUUCGGCGUUGUCAUGGGCAUUGUAGUGUUGCUGGGUGUGUACCUCUUCAUAUCUGGUAUCAAGGAGCGCAAGAAGAAACUUUCAAAGAGAGCUGCGGAGAAUCCUUACAGCACAGAUUCUGAUGGAAUUAGUAACGCCGCCUAUGAGGACAGUAACAAUGAACAAACUGGGCUUUAAGAGGUCAAAUAAAAGGUUGUGGCUCAGGGAGCCUGAUCUCACAGUUCUUUGUCCAGUUCUAUGUGUAAUUUCACAAGCAUUCUUGUAUUUGAUAAAUGUGAAUAUCUGUGAAAGUUUCAGUAUUGUUAAUAUCCUUAGUGAAAAAACAAAGAUGAAAACAAGACAGCAGGCUUAAUUGCCAGAUACUUGAAUAUUAGUUUCAAUAAUAACAGUGUAGCUAAAUGGUGUGAUAUAAUAUAUACUUAGUUAAUUUUAGUUUUUUAAGCCAUUUCUGGCACAAGGACUUUUAAUAUAAUAUUAACAUAAUGAAGGUGUGAAUAUUAUUUUAAUGUACUUUUAAGCUGCAAACAUUUUUUGAAAGAGUUCAUUAGGAAAAUAAAAUUUUUAUUUGAGGAUUGCCAGUUUCCAUUCAAAAGGGUUAAACUAAUUAAACCUCAACCUAUUAUGAUUCAGUUGCAAUAGCUACAAGCUUUAAAUCUUACAUGUCUUCUUUUUAUGUACUUCUCACCCUUCCACUAAAACGGUUUUGUAAUUACAAUAUAAAAGUAAAACACCUCUAUUGUUCUCCUUUCAGUCUUGAUCUAAAUUAUUAGCUAAUAAGCGCAUUUCUUUGUGCAUAUCAUUUCAGUUGUAUAAUGGGAUUUAAUUUUAUUUCAACAAAUUUGAUCGUUUAUUCGGUUGUAAAAUAUCAAGUCACAUAUUGCUGCUGCUGCAGACCUGCAAUUAACACUAUAACGCUUAAAAAAAGUUUAAUCAAAUAUUGUUGCUGCUACAAUAAAUAAAAACUUGGAAAAAUUGAAUAAGUGUUGCGAUAAAAUGCAGUAUGCCAGAAAUUAUUUUUCUUUUCAAUUUUGGAACAUAAUAUUAUUUAUUAAUGCAACAAUGAUUGAUCAGACAAUCAGUCAUUCAGCAAGCCUUAAAUGUAACAUUAUAAGAAAAGUGUUUUUCUAAGUGUGAAUUAACAUGUUAUGUGUGUCUCAUUGGUCUGAUUUUAUGCUUCACAUCAUGUUUAUUUUGCUCAAGAAGCUUCAUAAUGUAUAUUUAGAAAGUUAAAUAAACGAAUUUAUCAUGAAGUA